Messenger RNA from Rubroshorea leprosula, 2310 nucleotides. The record is from the annotation of a GenBank genome assembly. Lineage: Eukaryota; Viridiplantae; Streptophyta; Magnoliopsida; Malvales; Dipterocarpaceae.
UCUCUCCGGCGAUGUCCUAAACUCCGAUCAUCCAUAUCAGAUCAUAGAUUAACUUAACCAUCGGAGUAGUGUCCAUCUUGUAUUGAGAUUUUUUCCGGCUGUUUCCUUCUCCUCGAUGCUUUCCGCGGCGAGCUUUUUCUGAAAGAGGAUAGCAAUAUGGCAGAGGUAGCUGGACCUUCUACAUUGCUGCCUUCUCUACAAAUUGGAGGGAAUACUCUCAAAGUUGGACUGAUGAUUAAGAGGAAGACACCAUCAGAACUCAGAGGAGAGCAGUUAAGGAGGAAUAAUACCAUAGAAGUUCAAGAUGAAUCUCAUCUCACUAGCAGCACUAGUCAGAUGGAUAAUGGCUCCAAAAACCCAGAUCUACCAAGGGUUCCAAGAUAUAUUGACACCCAUAUGGAUGGAGUGUAUCCUGCCAAGAAAACCAGGUUCAUUAUGCCACCUAAAAAGGAAAGUGAGAAGGAAAAUGGUCCAGUUGAGCAACCUUUCAGGCUGCAGAACAUUUCCACAUCUUUAAAUUUAGCUGCUCAAAGAAGACAACUACCACACCCAGAAGAUUCUGAUGUUUGUAAAGAUGAUGCUGCGCAAGCUCAACGUCCACUUGCAAAAUGUAGUCAGGGUACAUUUGUCAGUGUUGCUUUGCUUUCUUCAGGUGGUGAAAGAUCAUCACACUUGCCAGCUGUUGACCUGGAUAAAGCAUUAAAAGGACUAGCUGCCCGUGAAGCAAUUUCUAGCUUACACAAUGAGUCUUCUGAAAGACUGGAUGACCCUUCCACAACUGGAAAUUUUCUCUCUGAAUUCAAUGUUCCAGGCCAAAAGAUCCCUCUGGAUCUUACCUUGAAAACUUUCAUGCGGCUGGUGUCUUCUUCCUCCAUGAAUUGUUUUCAUAGGUCAAUCGUAUGCAGUCCGUAUAACGGUGUACCCUUGUUUACAUCCCAGCCUGGCUAUUCUCCUGGUCAAAAGACUGGCAAUAGCUCAGAGCUCAGAUUGACUUCCCAAUUCCUAAAUACGAAGGCAUUGUAUUCAUGGGUUUACCCUCAAUCUACUCUACCACCCUCUAUCAUAUCAGUUUUGGCCUCAGCAGCAGAUGGAGUGGAAAUGGAUUUCUUAAGAAAACGACAGCGAGUGUGGGAGGAAUCAUUUCGGAGUCUUUACUAUAUGUUUCGGAAGAACUCUUGCCAUAUCUUUUAUGUUUGUACUUCACAUUUUGUGGUGAUGUUCACCGCUGCUGACAGUUUGGAGAGCAGCAGGCGCUCAUGCCAUGCUUAUAUUUCCCAGUCAACUGGAAGUCUGAGGUCACUGUUGAAAGAACACGAUGUUUGUUUCUCUAUGCCUCUUUGCCAUUCAAAAGUAGAGCAAGUAACAACUGAAGAUCUGGUGGAGCUCUCAGAGAUUGAGAAGAACAAUUUGGGCCAGGCUCAACGCCAGAAUACGUUUUCUGAAGUAGAUAAUACUCCACAAUCUUUGCUGGCUUUCAAUGGAAACGACAAUGUACAUGGUUUAUAUGAAAUUUUGUUAAAUUAUAGAUCUUUCUUGACCUUUUUGGGGGCUGCAGAUGUCCCUGUGCUAUAUUCUCCCUCACAAUUUCAGAAUGCCGCUAUUUCUACCCCAGAGGUUAGAUGUAUGGAAAUAAGAAGAGAUGAUCUGAAUAAAGGAUGUUCGUCCAAAAACCGUAAUUGCAUUAUAAAUCCAUCUACUGGUGUUUGCUAUGGCAUUGAAAUCAAGGAUACUUUUCUCCCACCAUGGAUAAUCAGCAGUAUAUGUGCAGUCAUGUGUUCUGAAGGGAGAAGCUUUGAGGCCAGCUUCACAACAGAACGCACAUCCAUUGGACUAAAUGUUGCACUUGGGGCAGUGUCUGAGAAAACUGAUACUGAAGAAACAGUUAACGAAAGCACACAAGAAAUAGCUAAUGCCUUUGGUAUUCCAGAAACUUUUGUUUCUCCUCACCUAAGUUCAGGUCUGCUAAAAGGCUUGAAUUUUUCUAAUAAUUCAUACACAGUUUCUCUAUCGCCCGUAUGACACUGAAUGAUUCUUGAUCUGUGUUGGAGAAGCAUAUUUUGUUCUUCAUUCUGAUGCUUCUGCCACCUAUAUACUUUUUCACUGCAUGUAACUUGCUCUUUCGGUUUUAUGAUUGAUUAAUUCCUCUUUUGUGGAAGGUAUUGUACAAACAGCUCUGUUUUUAACAUUCUUAUACAAGGGGCAAUGCAAUUUGUGAAUUUUGAUUAUGUAUUAUUUUUGGUAUAUGCAGUUUCAAACUAAUACUUGUAGCUAGUUGAAGAGCAAAUGUACAAAUAAAUAUGUCAAUUUUGC